This is a messenger RNA of Marasmius oreades (fairy-ring Marasmius), 1025 nucleotides long. RefSeq lists its product as uncharacterized. Bases 1 to 891 code for a protein of 296 amino acids. NCBI's taxonomy places the organism in Eukaryota, Fungi, Basidiomycota, Agaricomycetes, Agaricales, Marasmiaceae. Gene Ontology annotation, molecular function: endopeptidase activator activity; proteasome binding; ubiquitin binding. Gene Ontology annotation, cellular component: proteasome regulatory particle, lid subcomplex; cytoplasm; nucleus. The transcript has 8 exons. The record is from RefSeq and is a predicted model, not a curated record. Gene Ontology annotation, biological process: ubiquitin-dependent protein catabolic process.
AUGGCGUACUUCCAUUACCAACACUUGUCGAGAAUGUCGGAAGGAGAAAUUAUUCUUGCCUUCAAAGCAGGAAAAGCCGUCAGACGUGGAUCCACGAACUUUGUCGAUGCUAGCCCGAUCAAGGGCGCGGUCAUUCUGACCAAGGGAGAAGACGAAUUGUUACAUUUUAUAUGGAAGAAUAGGGAGACUAAUGAUGUCGAGGAGGACUUGAUUCUCUUCCCAUCGGACGCAACUUUCACCAAAGUAUCGCAAUCAUCUGGAAGGGUUUAUGUCCUUAAAUUCUCAUCCUCUGAUCAAAGGCACUUCUUUUGGAUGCAGGAUGCUUCUCCUGGGCGCGAUGAUGAAUUUGCUAACAACGUGAAUGGCUACCUCCAAGACACAGACUACGAACCCACCUGGGAUUCGUCAACUGGUGCUUCAACUUCCACUUCAGCUCAACCAACUUCUUCCCAGGGUGCUGGAACUUCGAACUUCCAAGCUUCACCUGAAAAUAUCGCUCAACUCGGUCAAAUCCUUUCUAAUAGACUUGCCGGACAAGGCAGCAGUAGUGCUGCCCUUCCUGACUUAUCUCUCACCGACAUUCUUACACCUGCAAAUAUCACACCUCUUUUCACUUCUCACCCAGAGCUUAUAAAGACAUUGUUCCCCCACCUACCCCCCGACCUUCCUAUACCACCUUCUCAAGAGACGGUCCAACAAAUUAUCAACUCACCACAGUUUCGUGCAGCAGUGUCAAACUUUGAUCAAGCUCUUCGAACGGGCUUAUUGGGAGGACUCGUGCGCGGGUUGGGAUUACCAGAGGAAGCUGGUCUAGGAAUAGAACCAUUUUUGAAGGCCAUUCAAGAGCAAGCGGAAAAUGAACGCCGAGAGGAAAGCAUGGAUACGGACUAAUACACCUAUCUGAAGAAUUGUUUCUCAUAGUCCACUACGAUGCAUAGUCAUUUUCAUUAAUUUCCUAAUACGUGCGUACGUGUACGGCUAUCAAGAAACUACUAUUCUCGCCAAGUGGGGCUUGUGGCUGCGUA